AUGCCAAAGCACAACAGUGCAAAUGAGUCCUACGGAGAGGGAAACCCAAAUUUGCUUGAUGUGAACUUCAGCAGAAGCAACAUAAAUGUGGAACUGGAGAGAGUUCAGCGCAAGUUGCGUAUGGUUGGACGAAGCUGCAGACACAUUUUACAAAAAUAUGAUGUUUAUGAAGAUGGCCUGUACUUUCUCACCACGGCCACUGGACGUGUGUACCAGGCCUACUGUGACAUGACCACAGCAGGCGGUGGAUGGACUCUGGUAGCCAGUGUCCAUGAAAACAACAUGCAUGGAAAGUGCACUGUAGGGGACCGGUGGUCGAGUGAGCAGGGAAGCAAUGCCAACCGCCCUGAUGGAGAGGGGACCUGGGCCAACAUGAGAACCUUUGAAACUCCAGAGGCUGCCACUAGUGAUGACUACAAGAAUCCUGGCUACUAUGACAUCACGGCUGAGGAUGUGUCCGUUUGGCAUGUUUCCAACAACAUUCCACUGCAGCACUGGACCAUCGGUUCCAUCCUGAGAUACCACACAGAGACCAGCUUUCUUACACUCCAUGGAGGAAACCUAUACCACCUUUUCAAGCGCUACCCAGUGAGGUACAACAUUGGAGCGUGUCGCACGAACAAUGGACCGUCUAGUCCUGUAGUGUACGAUUAUGGCAAUGCUGCCAGCACAAGGAACUUGUAUAGCCCAAACUCUCGAAAUGAAUUCAUUCCUGGCUUUGUCACAUUCAGAGUGUUCAACUAUGAGAGGGCAGCAAUGGCCAUGUGCUCUGGAGUGAAACCAACUGGCUGCAAUACUGAACAUUUCUGCAUUGGUGGAGGAGGACACUUCCCUUACGCUGCUCCUCGCCAGUGUGGUGACUUCCCAUCCUUUGACUGGGAUGGUUAUGGAACACAUACUGGAUGGAGUGCUUCCAGAGAGAUCACGGAGGCUGCAGUGCUCAUCUUCUACCGCUGAGCUAAUAAGGCUCUUAAUCUCUUCAGACACAGCCCCUGUUCUAAAUUAACUGUUACCAGAAUGGCAAUGACCAAGUCAUACUGUUUUAAUGUUUUAAUGUCAUAAUGUGCAUUGUCAUAGUGGUGUAGUACUAUGGCAGUAAAGUUUUUUCAAUGACUAUUACAAAGCUCCAGUAGUGGAACGCUGUGUAUUAAGGGGCUACUAGUGUGACAGUAGCUGCUGACAAUGGGAUGUCACAUGUCCGCAGCACUGAUCUACUUGCCUCUUUCGCUAAUGUUGCUUGCCCUUCUUGUAUCCUUCUGUGCUUCUGUCUAUACUCCACUCUUGACAUGAGUGUGCCCCUAUUACAGUAAUGCUACACUGUGGUCAUGUUUCUCUUGUGUGUACUAUUGCUGCGCUUUUGUGAUCGCUUAAUUUUAAAAUAAGCAAUCUUUGUUGUUCUGUGAGUAAAA
This is a messenger RNA of Engraulis encrasicolus (European anchovy), 1409 nucleotides long. Its product is annotated as intelectin-like. The transcript is spliced from 7 exons. NCBI's taxonomy places the organism in Eukaryota, Metazoa, Chordata, Actinopteri, Clupeiformes, Engraulidae. Gene Ontology annotation, molecular function: oligosaccharide binding. The record is from RefSeq and is a predicted model, not a curated record. The coding region runs from base 1 to 957 and encodes 318 amino acids.